AUGGAGGACAAUGAAAGUUUUAAAGAGAAGUCUGUUUCAGACAGUAAGCUCGGCAUCAGUAAAUUUAAGAGCAAACCUUUCUAUGGAAACAGAAUGCACAGAUGGGAAGAUGGAACAAUAUAUAUGGGAGAUUUUAUCGAUGGAAAAAUAACAGGAAAAGGAGUGAUGUUAUUUCCAUCAGAAAUAAAGGACACAGAUCAUGGUGACGACCCCCUUACAAUGGAUAUCGACAUUGAAAAUCUUAUAAACAAAAGAGAAUACACACUGUUUAAUGGAACAAUAUACGAGGGUGAUUGGGUUAAUGGAGAAAUGACAGGGAAAGGAAUGUUGAUAUUGACAUCAAAAGUAAAGUAUGAGGGGGAAUUCUUUAAGGAUUAUUGUAAUGGUCAUGGCACCCUUACAAAACCUAAUGGAGAUGUCUACAUUGGUAAAUUCAAGAAUGAUUUUUUCCAUGGAAAUGGAAAGUAUACAUGGAAAGAUGGAACAAUAUACGAGGGAAAUUGGGUUGAUGGAAACAUGUCAGGAAAAGGAAUGAUGACAUGGCGAUCAGGAACAAAGUAUGAGGGGGAAUUCUUUGAGAAUUAUAUUCAUGGGAAUGGCACUCAAACUUGGAAGAAUGGAAGUAUGUAUAUUGGAAAUUGGAAAAACGAUAAAGCAGAUGGAAUAGGGAUUAUGAAGUGGAUUGAGGGUGAUGUUUUUGAUGGUUAUUGGUCAAAUGGAUUUAUGCAUGGAUAUGGAAUUUUUAUAUUUUCACAAGGAGAUGUCUAUAUGGGUGACUUUAAGAGUGACCUUUUCCAUGGAAAUGGAAUUUACACGUGGGUAACUGGAGAAAUAUAUGAGGGUGAUUGGAUUGAUGGAAAUAUAACGGGAAAAGGACUAGUCAUAUGGCCAUUAGAAACCAAAUAUGAGGGCGAAGACUCUUCGAGAUACAUUCACUCUCACAACACCUUACAAAAACAAACAUGGGGAUGCAAAAUGGUGUAUUCCAAUAUGAAUACUUAUGAAGGUUCAUUGAAAGACGGACUUUAUGAAGGCAAUGGAAGGUGUACUUGGAGGAAUGGAUGUGUCUAUAUUGGAAACUUUAAAAAAGGGAAACAAGAUGGGAGUGGGAUUAUGACGAGGGCUAAUGGUGAUAUUUAUGAUGGUUUUUGGUCAAAUGGACAUAAAAAUGGAUAUGGAGUUUAUAGAUAUGCAAAUGGAAGAAUCUAUGUUGGGACAUGGAGUAAUGGCCUAAAAGAUGGAAAAGGAUCACUCUACUAUCCUUAUCAUAGUAAAAAACCAUCUCUAGUAAAGAAGUUAGGUGCCAUUCUUAAUUAUAAGAAUCCAAAAUCAAGAUUUAAUCCUAGUUUUUCAAAAAAAGCAUCAAUAAAUGAAGGUCAAUCUGAGCCAUCUUCUAUGAGUUUUAAGGUUUAUGAAAGGGAAUAUAAGAAAGGAGUUCUAAUUAAAGAGAAAAUUAUAAAUUUUUCAGAGAAGCCACACGGUAAUAAAACCAAAAGGCCAGAUAAAUUAAAUGGGAAGCAAGCAAAUAAAAGUUCAUGGAUGAGAUUAGUUGAUCUUUCAUGUUUUCCUUUUCGUACCUUAUUUGUGACUGCAUUAAGGAUGGUGAAUCUCAAAUAA
This is a messenger RNA of Lathyrus sativus (Indian pea), 1617 nucleotides long. The record is from the annotation of a GenBank genome assembly. NCBI's taxonomy places the organism in Eukaryota, Viridiplantae, Streptophyta, Magnoliopsida, Fabales, Fabaceae.